Molecule: messenger RNA, 2521 nt
Organism: Peromyscus leucopus (white-footed mouse)
Lineage: Eukaryota; Metazoa; Chordata; Mammalia; Rodentia; Cricetidae
Gene: Eif3j
Product: eukaryotic translation initiation factor 3 subunit J
Exons: 8
Coding region: 121-900 (259 amino acids)
Cellular component (GO): eukaryotic translation initiation factor 3 complex; cytoplasm
Molecular function (GO): translation initiation factor activity
Source: RefSeq, a predicted model, not a curated record
CAGUCAGCCACGGUCCCAGCCUGCCCCGCGCGGGCCAACGAGAGCCAGCCCAGUGACUCACCUCUGCCGCGCUAACUCUUCGCAGCUCUUUCCUUCACUCACGCUCGCCCCGGACUCGAGAUGGCGGCGGCGGCAGCGGCGGCGGCGGGGGACUCAGACUCCUGGGACGCGGACACGUUCUCUAUGGAGGACCCGAUGCGGAAGGUCGCGGGCGGCGCCACGGCCGGCGGGGACCGCUGGGAGGGCGAGGACGAGGACGAGGACGUGAAGGAUAACUGGGAUGAUGAUGAUGAUGAAAGUAAAGAGGAAGCAGAAGUAAAACCAGAAGUAAAAAUUUCAGAAAAGAAAAAAAUAGCAGAAAAGAUAAAAGAGAAAGAACGGCAGCAGAAGAAAAGGCAAGAAGAAAUUAAAAAGAGGUUAGAAGAGCCGGAAGAACCUAAAGUGCUAACACCUGAAGAGCAAUUAGCAGAUAAACUUCGGCUAAAGAAGCUACAGGAAGAGUCAGACCUUGAAUUAGCAAAAGAAACGUUUGGUGUUAAUAAUACAGGUUAUGGAAUAGAUGCUAUGAACCCAUCUUCAAGAGAUGACUUCACAGAGUUUGGAAAGUUACUAAAAGAUAAAAUUACACAAUAUGAAAAAUCACUAUAUUAUGCCAGUUUUUUGGAAGCCUUAGUUCGAGAUGUCUGUAUUUCAUUGGAAAUUGAUGACUUGAAAAAGAUUACCAAUUCAUUGACUGUGCUUUGCAGUGAAAAACAGAAGCAAGAAAAGCAAAGCAAAGCCAAAAAGAAGAAGAAAGGCGUGGUUCCUGGAGGGGGAUUAAAGGCCACCAUGAAAGACGAUCUGGCAGAUUAUGGUGGAUAUGAUGGAGGAUAUGUACAAGACUACGAAGACUUCAUGUGACAUUUUACCUUCUCCUGGUGUCUUCUUUCUGUUGCCCACAAUCCCUUCAACAUGUAGCACAACUUCCUUUCUUUUCAGUUCUGCCAAAUGCUACAAUCAGAAGUGCAGUAUCUUUUGUGCUGGUUAUUUAACCCCUUGACACUCAGGUGCUAAUGAGCAAAUGAGGGAACUUGGAUCUUGUUGCCAAGGGGUUAAAAUUGGGAACCUCAGUUGCUACUAAAUCAUAGUUUAAAAACAAAAGAAACCUAAUAAUGUUGUCAUUGUUGCUAUCUGAUUCCAUAGCAGCAGUCACUAAAUUGGAAACAAAGGUUGCAACAUGACAAAAAAAAUUGUGUAGUAUUUACCAGCACCAUUCAGUAAUACAGCCUUAACCAUACCUCCUUGAACUACUUCAUAACUUGUCAAGAAAAGCAGUUUGCAGCAAACAGGGGCAUGUGGGAUGCACCUAGUAUUAAAAUUGCUUUGUCUUAAAAUUGAGAGUGAGGAUAUUAAAAACAUGUUGUGAAGAAGACUGCUUAUCUCAGAGCGAAGAUACUGUGGCUGAAAAAUACUAGUUUGAUACUUAAGAUUUUAAUGACCAAAACCCUUCAACUUUGAAGCUGAAGAAGGUAAACCUCUCCAUUAUUACAGUGCAAGUGGUGGACGCUCCAGUCAUUGACUGUCUAGUUAUUUAUCGGCCUAUCUCUACUGAUGGAGGACUUCAGAUGGGGGAGGGAACUCUGUUUCUAUUUGCCUGAUUCAAGUGUCUGAGAAACAAAUCUUUCUGUUCUAGGCUGCAACAGAAAAACUUAACAGGGUUUUGGCAUUUCCUUUUCUUUAUAAAACAUGCUCAGCAAACUGCACCAGUUAACUACAGUUUGGUAAAUUGUUAUGUUAACAAUUAUGACAUCUGCAAUGUUUUAUAAAGCAACUAAUUUAAUAAAAUCACUAUUGUGAGGACUUAUUUUGUGUUACCUCCCAAGAGAUAGUUGAGUACAGGAUGCAGCUCUUGGGUGGAAUUCUCUGUGUACUCACUAAGGCUUAAUCAGUGCCUGAUGUAGUUACAGCUUUGAAACAAGGAUGUUUGGGGUCUUUAGUUUAAUGUGGAGCAACAGAGGCUGCCUUCCUCUUGUUUAUUUGGGAAAUUAUCUUGUUUAGAUGCUGAGGCCCAAUUAAGUACCUAUAACUAUUUAUUUGGAGUAUUGGCGCCUACUGCUCAUGUUAUUACAGUAAACAUAAAUUGGGUGAUCAUUUUAAGUAAUUUAACCAAAUUUGUGGUUAGUUUUUUUUAUUUUUUUUUUUUUUUUUUUUUUUUUUUUUUGGUCCCCAUAAUUGUUAAAACCAGGACAAAAAUUUUUAAUUUUUCUUCUAUAGGCAAUAGGAACCUCAAAGCUCUGUAGACUACUAAGUGGAAAACAGGACCAUCUAAAUGACUUGAAUUAAUAGAAGGCCGUGACUACACAGCAAUAACUAUAGUAAAUACUGUUGAAGGCAGACAAGGGCUAAGAUCUCCUUAGCAGUAAUAAUGACAGACACUGAAUUAAAACCUAUUUUAUUAUAGAAAGAUCAGUUUCUAACUCAUGAAAAUGUAUCACCUGUUCCUUAACUGUGUAAAUAAGAUUAAAUUGCUUUGAAACUGGAA